Messenger RNA from Monoraphidium neglectum, 1032 nucleotides. RefSeq lists its product as hypothetical. NCBI's taxonomy places the organism in Eukaryota, Viridiplantae, Chlorophyta, Chlorophyceae, Sphaeropleales, Selenastraceae. Gene Ontology annotation, biological process: hydrogen peroxide catabolic process; cellular response to oxidative stress; response to reactive oxygen species. Gene Ontology annotation, molecular function: peroxidase activity; heme binding. The transcript has 8 exons. The coding region runs from base 1 to 1032 and encodes 343 amino acids. The record is from RefSeq and is a predicted model, not a curated record.
AUGGCGACGAUCGCCCGCGCGUUCGCUGCUGUUGAUCUGGAUGUGUCGGUCUACGGCGGCGCCACGCGAGACCAGCAGCUGACCAACGCCGCCACCUGCUUCGCCGCGCUGCGCACCCGGCUGCUUACGGCAGUCACCGCCCCAAACGCUGGCAAUGUCCUGCGGCUGGCAUUCCACGACUGCGGCACCUACGACAUUAACAACCCCGCCGCAGGCGGCGGCUGCCGGGGCGCGAUCCGCCUCGCGCUUGGCCCCGAGGACGCUGGCCUGGACCUGUCGCGCAACCUGCUGACCGGCCCCACCGGCACCGCCGGCGUCUGUGGUGCUGCCAAGGCCACCAUCCCCGCCUGCGCCAACAUGCCGUUUGCUGACUGCAUAUCCUUCGCCGGCUUGAUUGCUGUGGCCGUCACCCGCGGCACCACGGCGGCGGGCUGCCCCUGGGUGCCCGGGCGCGUCGACUCGGCCGGGCCGCGCAACACGGCGCUGCUGCCGCCUAAGGAGGCGACCGCGGCGCAGAGCCUCGCCAUUUUUGGCAGGUACGGCAUGCCCGUGGGCGCCGUAGGCCUCACCUUGGACCGCGCGGUCACGCUGCUGCUGGGCGCCCACUCCAUCGGCCGCUCCCGCACCACGCGGCCGGACCGCUGCAGCAAGGGCAUCAGCAGCCUCACCUCGACGCCAAACACCUUUGAGAACUCGUACUACAGUGGUCUGAUCAACAACAUCGGCCGUGUCAACGUCCCCAACGGAGGGUGGUUCUGCAGCGACAUGCACCUCGUCUGCAACGCCAUCACCUACCCCACCCCACGCCCCGGCGCGGCCGUCACGCUGCGCCAGGGCUUCUGCCCGACCUCGGACUCGCCGCUGGCGCCGAUCGCCCGCGAGCUCGCCGCAAACAACGCCGCGUUCCUGUCAGGCUUCUGCUCCGCGUACCAAGCCAUGAGCCUCAUCGGGUACAACGUGCCGCCCUCAUACGUCGCUGACGCUGCCAGAUUCGCCACCCUCCUCGCCCCCGCCCCCGCGCGGGGCCUCUGA